AUGCCCUCCCUGGACCAGCUCCUGGAGCAGGCGGGGGCCUUUGGCCGCUUCCAGAAAGAGGCCUUCACGACCCUGUCUCUGCUCUCGGCCACCUUCGCCCCCAUCUACGUGGGCGUCGUCUUCCUGGGCUUCACCCCCGACCACCACUGCCGGAGUCCCGGGGCGGCCGAGCUGAGCGCCCGCUGUGGAUGGAGCCCGGCCGAGGUGCUCAACUUCACCGUGCCGGGCCUGGGGCCCACGGGGGAUCCCUACCCCCGCCAGUGCCUCAGUUUCCUCGUGGACUGGAACCGCAGCAGCCUGGGCUGCGUGGACCCGCUGGCCGGCCUGGCCCCCAACAGGAGCCAGCUGCCGCUGGGGCCCUGCAUGCACGGCUGGGAGUAUGACACGCCCGGCUCGUCCAUCGUCACCGAGUUCGACCUGGUGUGUGACACAGCCUGGAAGCUGGACCUGUUCCAGGCCAGCGUUAACGUGGGCUUCCUCCUGGGCUCCCUGGCUGUCGGCUACGUCGCGGACAGGUUCGGCCGCAAGUUCUGUCUCCUGAUCACCUCCCUGGUGGCGGCUGUGGCGGGCGCGCUCAUGGCCGGGGUCCCCAACUACCCGUCCCUGCUGCUCCUCCGCCUGCUGCAGGGACUGGUGAGCAAGGGGAGUUGGACGGCCGGCUACACCCUGAUCACAGAGUUCGUGGGCUCGGGCUACAGAAGGACCGUGGCCAUCCUGUACCAGGCGGCCUUCACCGUGGGGCUGGUGCUGCUGCCCGGCCUGGCCUACGUCCUUCCGCACUGGCGGUGGCUGCAGCUGGCCGUGUCCCUGCCCGCGCUGCUCUUCCUGCUCUGCUGCUGGCGUCUGCCUGAGUCUCCGCGGUGGCUGCUGUCCCAGAAGAAAAACUCUCAAGCCCGGAAGGUUCUGGAACACAUCGCCCAGAAGAAUGGGAAGCUGCUUCCUGCAGGCUUCAAGCUCCUGUCCCUGGACCGGGAUGGGGACGCAGAGGCGCCACGGCCGUCCUGCAUGGACCUGUUUCGCACGGGGCGUCUGCGGCGACACAGCCUCAUCCUCAUGUACCUGUGGUUCACCAGCUCCGUGCUCUACCAGGGUGUCAUCAUGCACGUGGGCGCCACGGGCGGCCACCUCUACCUGGACUUCCUCUACUCGGCGCUCGUGGAGUUCCCCGCCAGCUUCAUCAUCCUGGGGGUCAUCGACCGCGUGGGCCGCCGCCACCUGCUGGCCGGCUGCAGCCUGGUGUCCGGCGCUGCCUGCUUCUUCAUGGUGCUCGCCCACGAACAACCCUGGCUGCACACCGCCUUGGCUUGUGUUGGCCGGAUGGGUAUCACCAUUGUCUUCGAGCUGGUGUGCCUGGUGAACACUGAGCUGUACCCUACCUUCAUCAGGAACCUGGGGGUGAUGGUCUGCUCAUCCCUGAGCGACCUGGGGGGCAUCGUGGCCCCUUUCCUGGUCUUCAGGCUCAUGGAGGUCUGGCAAGGUCUGCCACUCGUGCUGUUCGCUGCCCUGGGGCUCUUUGCUGGGUUCCUGACGCUGCUUCUGCCUGAGACCAGGGGGGCGGCCCUGCCGGAGACCAUCGAGGACGCUGAGCGCCUGGGGAGGAAAGCAAAACCCAAGGAAAACAAGAUCUACCUUCGGAUUCAGACCUCAGAGGGCCCCUGA
Messenger RNA from Sorex fumeus (smoky shrew), 1659 nucleotides. RefSeq names its product solute carrier family 22 member 1-like. NCBI's taxonomy places the organism in Eukaryota, Metazoa, Chordata, Mammalia, Eulipotyphla, Soricidae. The transcript has 11 exons. Gene Ontology annotation, biological process: transmembrane transport. Bases 1 to 1659 code for a protein of 552 amino acids. The record is from RefSeq and is a predicted model, not a curated record. Gene Ontology annotation, cellular component: membrane.